CUUCUCUUCAGAAGGUUGACCUCGAAUGAGGAACCACCUAGAAGGGAAGGGAGGGGCUGCGGCGGGACGGGCACAGCCCGCCGGGCCCGAGGCAGGGGUCGGCGAGGUCACGUAACGGCUGUUCUGGCGUCUGACCGGGGAGGGGGCGCCCGCCCCGGCAGCCCCAACCCUGCGCGCGCCGCGGCUCGGAGACAGUUAGCGGCUAGUAAACAACAGCUGCGCGCGCACCCGCAUCAGCUGGCGCUGGGAUCCCGCACCUGCGACCUCCUCCUCCCUUCAUCCCCGACGCCCUCCUGCCCAGUCAGGGCCAGCCAGCGUGGCCGUCUCUUCUGCGGACACCCGAAGGAAAAACGGCGAGGGGCUAACCUGUGCCGGGGCCGGGUAGAGGAGAAAGCGUCUCCCGGCCAAGGGGUGGCCCGUCCUAUCACGCAGGAGAAACCUAGUGGGCCGACCGUGAGCUCAGUGGACUAGCAACGACCUGCUACGACCCGAGGUGUCUUGAUCUGCUAGCCUCCUUCUCCCAGAUCCCAGGGACCUUUCUGCCAGGAGAAGAACCGACACGCCACCCCCGCAGAUUUCUCGGAAGCAGGAAUCCGCUCUGUCCCUGCAUCCUCCUCUGCUCACCCUUCUAUCCUUAUUCUCUUCCAUCCAGUAGUGUGGGUUAUUUUUCCCGUUAUGCAUGCGCACCUCUCCCACCAGACCCAAGUGGAUUAUCGGCCUCAGAAACAUCGAGUGGUUCUGCACACACCUCCUCCCAGCGAGACCUGUGGGGUAUUCACGUGAUACACAACAGGUGCCGGUUUGCACCUUUUUGCAAUCUGAUCCACCCUAUAUUUGCUUGAUAAGGGUGGGCCUGAACGCACUUUGCUCACCUAGAACAGUGGGACGCUCACAGAUAAAAGACUAACUACCUCGACAGGAGCCUGGGUGUUGGGAGGGAGGCUUUACCUGCUGCUCUGAGACCAUGGCACUGAGCCCUCUGCCCUGGACCAGAGGAGAUAGCUAGGUAGCUCUUCUUUCUGAAGGAACGAAAUUACACAAGAUUGGCAUCAUUUUGUCUUUUUUUUUUUUUUCCCUUGAAAAAUAUUUUUCAGCUAUUGGUGGUGCACUUUCUAGGACAGUCGGAUUGAAUUCUGAGUGGAAGGAUUCUUAUUUGGGGCUUUUUGUGUGGUGUGAAUCCAAGUAAUUGAGCUGGGUGUUUUUGUGUGUUUUUUUAAGUUAUCUUUUCUUUUUUUGCAAUCAAGACUAACUAGCUUAGGAGGAAGAUUUUGCGAGUUUUCCUCUUUUUCUUUGUCCUUAAAAAAGGAAAAGAAAAAGAAAUGCAUCCUCCAGAAACCACCACCAAGAUGGCUUCAGUUCGGUUCAUGGUGACACCAACAAAGAUCGAUGACAUUCCAGGUUUAUCAGACACAAGCCCGGACCUCAGCUCUCGAUCUAGUUCCAGAGUAAGAUUCAGCUCCCGGGAAAGUGUGCCUGAAACAAGCCGUAGCGAGCCUAUGAGUGAGAUGUCUGGGGCCACCACUUCACUGGCAACUGUUGCACUGGAUCCAGCCAGUGACCGAACUUCAAACCCUCAGGAUGUUACAGAUGACCCGAGUCAGAGCUCCAUCACAGGGGAACACAGCCAGCUGUUAGAUGAUGGGCAUAAGAAAGCUCGAAAUGCUUAUCUCAGUAAUUCUAAUUAUGAAGAAGGAGAUGAAUAUUUUGAUAAAAACUUGGCACUCUUUGAGGAAGAAAUGGACACCAGACCAAAGGUGUCUUCUCUCCUCAAUCGCAUGGCCAAUUACACUAAUCUGACACAAGGAGCAAAGGAACAUGAAGAGGCAGAAAACAUCACUGAAGGGAAAAAGAAGCCCACCAAGACCCCCCAGAUGGGUACCUUCAUGGGUGUCUACCUCCCAUGUCUACAAAAUAUUUUUGGAGUGAUCCUCUUUCUACGUCUUACAUGGGUGGUGGGCACAGCUGGUGUUCUUCAGGCCUUUGCAAUUGUCCUUAUCUGCUGCUGCUGUACAAUGUUGACUGCUAUCUCCAUGAGUGCCAUUGCCACCAAUGGAGUGGUGCCAGCUGGGGGCUCAUACUUUAUGAUUUCUCGGGCACUGGGCCCAGAGUUUGGUGGGGCCGUUGGCCUCUGCUUUUAUCUUGGUACUACUUUUGCAGCAGCCAUGUAUAUCCUUGGUGCCAUUGAAAUUUUUCUGGUAUAUAUUGUCCCCCGGGCUGCCAUCUUUCGCAGUGAUGAUGCACUUAAGGAAUCAGCAGCCAUGCUAAAUAACAUGCGUGUGUAUGGCACAGCCUUCUUGGCCCUCAUGGUACUGGUGGUAUUCAUCGGCGUACGCUAUGUGAACAAGUUUGCCUCACUUUUCCUGGCCUGUGUCAUUGUGUCCGUCUUGGCCAUCUAUGCUGGGGCCAUCAAGUCUUCUUUUGCUCCUCCACAUUUCCCGGUCUGCAUGCUGGGUAACCGUACCCUUUCAUCAAGACACAUUGACAUUUGCUCCAAGACCAAGGAAAUUAAUAACUUGACAGUCCCAUCAAAGUUGUGGGGCUUCUUCUGUAACUCAAGUCAAUUUUUCAAUGCCACCUGUGAUGAGUACUUUGUUCACAAUAAUGUCACUUCGAUCCAGGGCAUUCCUGGAUUGGCUAGUGGUAUCAUUACAGAGAAUCUUUGGAGUAAUUAUCUACCCAAGGGAGAGAUCAUUGAAAAGCCCUCAGCCAAAUCAUCUGAUGUCUCGGGCAGUUUAAACCAUGAAUAUGUUCUUGUUGACAUCACCACCUCCUUCACUCUUCUAGUAGGGAUCUUCUUUCCCUCUGUCACAGGCAUCAUGGCUGGAUCAAACAGAUCUGGGGAUCUCAAAGACGCUCAGAAGUCCAUUCCCAUUGGCACUAUCCUUGCCAUCCUGACCACCUCCUUUGUCUAUUUAAGCAAUGUUGUCCUUUUUGGUGCAUGUGUUGAAGGGGUUGUUCUCAGAGACAAGUUCGGGGAUGCUGUGAAAGGUAAUUUGGUGGUGGGCACCUUAUCAUGGCCAUCCCCAUGGGUAAUUGUUAUUGGUUCCUUCUUUUCAACGUGUGGGGCUGGACUUCAGAGCCUCACAGGGGCACCAAGGCUGCUACAGGCUAUUGCCAAGGAUAACAUCAUACCAUUUCUGAGGGUUUUUGGUCACAGCAAAGCCAAUGGGGAGCCUACCUGGGCUUUACUUCUAACUGCUGCCAUUGCAGAGCUGGGAAUCCUUAUUGCCUCCCUGGAUCUUGUGGCCCCAAUUCUUUCCAUGUUUUUUCUCAUGUGUUACCUCUUUGUGAACUUGGCAUGUGCCUUGCAGACAUUACUUCGAACCCCCAACUGGAGACCCCGAUUCCGCUACUACCACUGGGCCCUCUCUUUCAUGGGAAUGAGUAUCUGUCUGGCUCUGAUGUUCAUUUCUUCCUGGUAUUAUGCCAUUGUAGCUAUGGUAAUAGCUGGUAUGAUCUACAAGUACAUUGAGUACCAGGGAGCUGAGAAAGAAUGGGGUGAUGGUAUUCGUGGGCUGUCCCUCAGUGCAGCCCGGUUUGCUUUGCUUCGGCUAGAAGAAGGCCCUCCACACACUAAAAACUGGAGGCCUCAGUUGCUUGUAUUACUGAAACUAGAUGAAGACUUACAUGUCAAGCAUCCUCGCCUCCUCACCUUUGCCUCACAGCUGAAAGCAGGAAAGGGUCUCACUAUUGUGGGCUCUGUCAUCGUGGGGAACUUCCUGGAGAACUAUGGCGAAGCUUUAGCUGCUGAGCAGACCAUAAAGCACCUAAUGGAGGCAGAGAAGGUAAAAGGAUUCUGCCAGCUGGUGGUGGCCGCCAAGCUGAAAGAGGGCAUUUCCCACCUCAUCCAGUCAUGUGGCCUUGGAGGCAUGAAGCACAAUACAGUGGUGAUGGGCUGGCCUAAUGGCUGGCGCCAAAGUGAAGAUGCCCGCGCUUGGAAGACUUUUAUUGGCACAGUUCGAGUGACAACUGCUGCCCGUCUUGCUCUGCUGGUGGCUAAAAACAUCUCCUUCUUUCCCAGCAACAUGGAGCAAUUUUCUGAGGGCAACAUUGAUGUGUGGUGGAUUGUGCAUGAUGGGGGGAUGCUCAUGCUAUUACCAUUCCUACUGAAACAGUACAAGGUAUGGCGAAAAUGCAGCAUACGGAUCUUCACAGUAGCCCAACUAGAAGACAACAGUAUCCAGAUGAAGAAGGACCUUGCUACCUUCCUAUAUCAUCUGCGCAUUGAGGCCGAGGUGGAAGUGGUGGAGAUGCAUGACAGUGACAUAUCAGCUUAUACUUAUGAGCGCACUCUGAUGAUGGAACAAAGGUCCCAGAUGCUCCGGCACAUGCGACUAUCCAAAACAGAGCGGGACAGAGAGGCACAGUUGGUGAAAGACCGAAACUCAAUGCUACGAUUGACCAGCAUUGGCUCUGAUGAGGAUGAAGAGACAGAAACCUAUCAGGAGAAGGUGCAUAUGACCUGGACAAAAGACAAGUACAUGGCAUCCCGAGGGCAAAAAGCCAAGUCAAUGGAAGGAUUCCAGGACCUGCUUAACAUGCGUCCGGACCAGUCCAAUGUAAGGCGGAUGCAUACAGCAGUGAAGCUCAAUGAGGUUAUAGUUAACAAGUCCCAUGAAGCAAAGCUAGUUUUGUUAAAUAUGCCAGGGCCACCCAGAAACCCUGAGGGUGAUGAAAACUACAUGGAGUUCCUAGAAGUACUCACCGAGGGACUAGAGCGAGUCCUCCUUGUCCGGGGUGGUGGCAGUGAAGUGAUCACCAUUUAUUCAUAAUCUACUUCUGAAUGACUCUUCUUGGCCUCACCUUUACUAAAUGGCUUCCAUCCUCCAUGGAAGUGCCAGCUCUUUACUCUUUACACUCCCACUCAGCUACAGGCCUGUGUUCUCUACACAUCACACUGAACUCUUGAUGAGCUAAGCCUCAAGGACUUGUGCAAAAGAAUACAAAUAGAUUUGCUCUUUACUCCCAUGUGAUCUGCUGUCUUACAGAAGAAGCACAUACUUCCUCAACAUCAGAACAAUGAUCAAGUCCUAAAAGUCAUGUCUGUACCCGUCAAAGGCAAAUUAGAAUUAACAAGCUAAGCCAAUAAAUGGAUUAGUAAAAGGGAUGCUACAAAUUCAACUGAAGACAAAAAGCAAAUAUAUAUCCAACAUUAAAGAUGAGUCUAAGAAGUCAUGGUUUAGUGAUGGCACCGUGGGGGUAAAAGCUAGACACAGCCUCAUCCUACUAAAGAAUUCAAGGCCAAGUAUAUGGGAACCUGUUACCCUUGUGGAGAUAACCUGUGGCAAGCCAAGAUGGAAACCUUUUUUAGCUAAUUUUCUUUAGUUGUACCCAGCACUCUCCAGGAGUCUAAUUUUAUAUUAGGGUACUAAUGUACAAAACCUGAAACAUGGCUGUAGCCUCUACUUUGUCCUUGAAAACAAGAUUCCCCCAAGGUACCAAGUUUAAGCAUCCAUACUGUCAGUGUAUAUCUUAAACUAUUAUAUCUUAAUUCAGAACCCAUUCUGUGUUGCCAUAGAAAUUGUCUUUUAAAAGGUAAAAAUGAUUUCUUUCAAGUUCUUUUCAAAUGGCUAAACUAAGGAAUUCCAAAAGGUAGCUAUUAAGAUUUAUUGAAAUACAGUCUAUGGUUAUCUACAUGACAUGGGCAAACGUAUAUGCUGUUAUCUCAGAAACAUAAGUCAUGAUACACAUUGGCCAGUAGGUUCUCUUUUCCUUAUUUUUGUGCCCUCUGAGGGCACAGGUCAAAAAUCACAAGGAUCAAACACUAGGAAGACUGUCUAAAAUCCUUCUUUGAAAGCUUUGGACUGUCUUUUAAGGGGGGAAUCCAGCAAUGGAACUGGAAGUUCUAGAGCCAUAUUCUUUCCAUAGUGCCAAAGUUAUUGAGCUGCUACUCUCCUUACCUACUUCACUAAAGUGGCAUACAGAUUGGCAUUGGCCUGAUUCAAGAAACUUUUUUCUCUUAGAAACCUGUGGCCUCAUCUCCAAAGCCAUAGUUAAGACUUGAGGCACUCACCUAAAUGCCCAAAGUAUGUGCAUUUUUCCCCUUUUCCUUUCAAUUUUAUUCUUCACUCUAAGUGCAGAAACUUGGCUCUGAACUAUUAUCUAAGCCAAUGGUGUUCUGCUAUUUCAGUUUUGUUUUCAGAAAGCUCUAAAUGUGCCAAGGAAAUAACUUAUUGCAAGCUCAGCUUUUUAUUUACUAAUUUACUGAUCACAAAACACCUGGCUCACAAGCAUAGGGAAACUGGCUGAGCAGUAAUUUCAAGUACAAGAGUACUUCAAAAAGUUCAUGGAAAAUAGAAUUAAAAUACAAAUCUUUCUUUGAACUUUUUGAAGUACCCUCAUAUGUGAGAUCUUCAUUUCUUACGGGAUAGUUAUUUACAGAAACUGUUCUUGCCAGUAUCCAUGGUUGUUUUUGAAUCUCACCUUAUUAAUAAUGUCUCUCCUUAGAUUAAUAGGAUAUGGAGCAAGCUGACCUACAUGUCACAGAUUAUUCAUUUCACCCAUAAGGACAGAGAAGAAAACCCUUCAGUAUGGCUUAAGAAAUUGAGUUAUUUUUAUUUGUUCCUUUUGCUCCUCUUUAAUCUUCCAGGCCCACUCAAGGUAACAAAGCAGACAGGAUCUUAAGUUUUUUCUGCUCCUUCCUGCAGCGGGUAGAAUUGUUUACAACUACCAUUGCAUCACUCCAUUGCUUAGUUGAGUAUAGCAGUAGUGGGUCAGGUCCCCUAGACCUCAAGAUCUUAAAGACCUAUAGUGUAAAAGUCUGCCUGCCCAGCAAUUCUCCUACAUUUACAAACACCUCUGGCCAUAGUGAUAUGUAUUUUUUCCAUAUAAAAUAAAUAUGGGCAGAAAAUAACGUUAGUUUUAGAAGUGCUGUUUGUGGUUGGAGCUCUGUAAGAAUCUUUUAAAGGGAUAAGGGAACUAGUGACUAUUAGUAUAGCCAUUACUUCAGCCCCUAAAACAAAAUCACUGUUACAUGGAAAAAUGGUUAUUAGACCAGAUUUUUACUCAUCUGUCUAGAGCAUUUCAUGUCUACAUGUAUUGCUGUUUGUCUGCAAAGUGUCUAGUCUCUUUUAAUCACUGCAAAUAAAGCAAUACCGAAAACUUGAUGAGAGAGAAUGCACCUUAGGGGAAGGGGCUUUAUGUUUCAAGAGGGAAGAGAAAGGAAAGAGACCUCCUCCUGCCUUUUAUAAGAUCCAGCUUUUAAGUCUUACCUAUGACUUUACCAGGGCAGGUUAUAAUAUACCUUCUCCUAUUGCUGGCCCUCUGCCUUCCAUAGCUAUCUUAAAAGCUGAAGUUUGAACUGCAGCAUCUCCUUGACAGGUGCCAGGUUCCUCUUGGCAGGAGAAAGAUCACUACUUUGUAUCUUCCAUUGCCUCAGAUUCCUGUGGCCCCAAGGAUCCCACCGAACCUCAUUCCCCCUAAACAUGUUAAAAAUCCCUUAUUGUGGGUGUGUAAAUAACAAUUACACUGUAAGCAUAUUUAUGUGCUCUUUUUGUCUGGUUUAUUUUUCUUUUCAUCAUGUAUAAUCUGAAUCGAGCAUUAGUUUCUCAAAUAUUUCCCAAGUGUCUCCAGAAUUUUUAUAUCUUAGCUUGUGUUACAUAGAAGUAAAAUAUUAAGGAAAAUAGAUUUAAGAUAAACUUGUGCAACUUUUUUUAAAGCAUUGUUCUCAACCAUUUAAUUUAUUGAAAGGAGAUGCUGCUAUGGUUCUUGAUUUGGCAGCAGCCAUUCUUUGUUUACAUAGAGUUAUAAUUUUAUUUGUUGUUUUGUUCUGUAUUGGAAACAUAAAUAAAGUUUUCUACAUUAUUUUCAGUCAA
Messenger RNA from Cynocephalus volans (Philippine flying lemur), 7814 nucleotides. RefSeq names its product solute carrier family 12 member 6 (gene SLC12A6). Gene Ontology annotation, molecular function: potassium:chloride symporter activity. Gene Ontology annotation, cellular component: plasma membrane. The coding region runs from base 1320 to 4772 and encodes 1150 amino acids. Gene Ontology annotation, biological process: chloride ion homeostasis; cell volume homeostasis; chloride transmembrane transport. The transcript is spliced from 25 exons. The record is from RefSeq and is a predicted model, not a curated record. Lineage: Eukaryota; Metazoa; Chordata; Mammalia; Dermoptera; Cynocephalidae.